UUCUGCCAUGGAAGCUGUGGCAAUUACUACAGCUGAAGUUGGACUAAGACUUAAGGUGACACCCUCUAGAAUGAAGCUCUAUAAAGAUGAAUUUUAAAGCCAAUCUUCAAUCCAAAGUUGUACUCAUAUGCUUCAGAUGAGAUUCAUUUUGGACUUGUGGGCAGCAGAAAGUGACACAAUCAAUGAAGGAAACGUCACUCAGAAAUCAAGAAGUUCUUUCUGCCAGACAAUAUCCUCUGCUACCUUGCUGAUCACCUCAUUCCUGCUACAGAAACAGACAAUGUGGAGUUGAGUGCUGGCAGUCUGCCUCGAGCCGAGAGCCGAUGUCCCAAGACGAAGUCAUCAAGGAGCCCCACCUGGCAGCACAGCCACGCAGCUCCAUCACCCUGAACCCUGCUGGGGGACAGACCCCAUGGGCAGAGCUCAGCUGGGUGAUGAGGACACCCUCACAGUGGUGCCUACUUGCGGGUGUCUCAGGCCACAUGGUGUGGAGGUCCACUUGAUACUGUCACCCUGCUCAGGAAACCUGCAGACAUCCAAGCCUAGUCAACUUGUGGAUUGGAGCAAAUGGUGGAGCUGUGUGGCGAGCACAGAAACCAGCCUGCAGGUGCCCGUGGCAGCACCAGACCUAGAUUAAACCUCUGACAAUGAAGCCUGUUACUGCCUAUCCUUCUGGGAUUAUCCUAUUCCUGUUUGCGUUGCUGCAGAGAAGCCAUGGACAAUGCAAAGAAGCAGCUAAAAAAUCAGAGAUGAACUUGAGUGUAAAAUAUGAUCUUCCUAACUUCGUCACAGAGACACCAAUUCAGAAUGUAGUUUUAUACAAGCAUCAUGUUUAUAUUGGAGCCAUCAACAAGAUUUAUGUACUAAAUGAAACUCUCCAGAACAUUUCUGUGUACAAGACUGGGCCCGUUUUGGAGAAUCCUGACUGCACACCAUGUGAGGACUGCAAAGAUAAAGCCAAUUUAUCUAGCAGUGUAUGGAAGGAUAACGUCAACAUGGCACUGCUCUUAGAAACCUAUUACGAUGAUCAGCUCAUCAGCUGUGGUAGCGUGUCCGGAGGCAUCUGUCACCGUCACAUCAUUCCCCCUGACAACCCCGCUGACAUAGAAAGCGAGGUGCACUGUAUGUAUUCACCACAGGUGGACGGAGAACCAGAUAAUUGUCCUGAUUGUGUUGUAAGCACGUUAGGAACCAAAGUUCUGGUGACUGAAAAGGACAGGUUUGUCAACUUCUUUGUUGGAAACACUGUGACAUCUGCAUUUCAACCCCCCCAUGUACUGCAUUCAAUAUCAGUUAGAAGGUUAAAAGAAACACAGGAUGGGUUUGAAUUUCUGACAGAUCAGUCUUACAUAGACAUACUCCCUCAGUUCCGCGACUCGUAUCCCAUUAGGUAUGUCCAUGCCUUUGAAAAUGACCACUUUGUCUAUUUUCUGACUGUCCAGAGAGAAUCUCUCGACUCCCAGGCUUUCCACACUAGAAUUAUCCGCUUCUGCACUUUAGAUUCAGAGAUGCGUUCUUACAUGGAAAUGCCUCUUGAGUGUAUUUUUACCGAAAAGCGGAGGAAGAGGUCUAUUCGAAAGGAGGUAUUCAAUAUUUUGCAAGCUGCAUAUGUAAGCAAGCCAGGUGCAGCUCUAGCCCAUGAAAUGGGCCUUGGGUUGAACGACGAUAUUCUCUAUGGCGUUUUUGCACAAAGUAAACCUGAUUCCUCAGAACCAACAAACAGGUCUGCUGUCUGUGCUGUCUCCGUGAGAACAAUCAACGAGUUCUUCAACAAAAUUGUCGACAAGCAGAACAUGAAAUGUCUCCAACACUUUUAUGGGAAAGACAGCAAAUACUGCUUGAACAGGGCUUUUUCAAGAAAUGCUUCAUACUGCAGAGCACAAGAUGAUGAAUAUCGCUUAGAAGUUACAACUCCUUUGCAGAGGGUUGACUUGUUCAUGGGCCAGUUCAACAACGUCCUGUUAACUUCAAUAUCUGUCUUCACCAAAGGGAACCUUACCGUUGCUAAUCUGGGAACUUCGGAGGGACGCUUCAUGCAGAUCGUGGUCUCCCGUUCAGAGCCCACAGCUCCACAUGUCAGCUUUCAGCUGGACUCCCACCCCGUCUCUCCUCAGGUUGUUGUUGAGAACUCAGUAGCAGCAGAUGGCUAUACCUUGGUAGUGACUGGAAAAAAGAUAACCAAGGUGCCCCUGAACGGGCCAGGCUGCCACCAUUUCCAGUCCUGCAGCCAGUGCCUGCUGGCGCCUGCCUUCAUGCAGUGUGGCUGGUGCGGCGAGCGCUGCCUGAGGUCUCCGGAGUGUGCUGGAGGGACCUGGACCCAGGAGACCUGCUUGCCAAGAGUCUAUGAGAUUCUCCCGAGCAGUGCUCCCUUAGAAGGCGGGACAAAGCUGACACUGUGUGGAUGGGACUUUGGAUUCAGCAAAAAUAAUAGAUUUGAAUUAAAAAAUACAGUAGUCCAUAUUGGAGGACAAAUUUGUGCUCUGGAAGCAAAAUCUAGCAACAAAAACAAGCUGGAAUGCACAGUUCCUGCUGCAAAAAAUGCAAGUUUUAAUAUAUCCAGUAGUGUGUCCGUUGGACAUGGAAAAACAUUAUUCAAUACAUUUUCUUACGUGAAUCCUAUCAUAACAAGUAUCUCUCCCACCUAUGGCCCCAAAUCUGGAGGAACGUUACUAACAGUGGCUGGCAAAUACCUAAACAGUGGAAAAUCCAGAAAGAUUUUUGUUGGUGAGAAACCAUGCAUCUUGAAAAGCAUAUCAGCAAGCACCGUGGAGUGCUACACUCCAGCACAACGAAUCCCCCAGGACUACCGCGUGAGGGUGGGGAUCGACGAAGCUAGCCGAGACGCGAAAGGUCAUUUCACCUACAGAGAAGACCCCGUUGUUUUAAACAUUCAUCCAGCCAAAUCUUUUCUUAGUGGUGGAAGUACAAUCACAGCUCAGGGAAUCAACUUGAACUCAGUGUGCUUUCCUCAGAUGGUGAUUACUGUACCUAAACUGGGAAUGAACUUCUCUGUGGCAUGUAGCCACCGCUCUAGCUCAGAGAUAAUCUGCUGCACAACUCCUUCCCUGAAAGCCUUCAACCUUCAACCACCCUUCGUAACCAAAGUGUUUUUUAUUUUUGAUGGUGUCAGCUCUUUGUACUUUGAUUUUGAUUAUGUAAAUAAUCCUGUAUUUAAGCAUUUUGAAAAGCCAUUGUUCAUAUCAAGAGGCAACCCAAAUGUUCUGGAAAUUAAGGGAAAUUAUAUUGAUUCAGAAGCUGUUAAAGGAGAGGUGCUAAAAGUUGGAAAUAAAAGCUGCGAAAACCUCCUCCUGCAGUCAGAAUCAAUUCUAUGUACGGUUCCAAGUGAUCUCCUGAAAUCCAACAGUGAGCUAAAUAUAGAGUGGAAGCAAGAAGUUUUGUCAACAGUUAUUGGAAAAGUGCUCAUCAAGCAAGAUCAGAAUUUCACAGGACUAAUUGCUGGAGUUGUUUCAACAUCAGUUUUAAUUUUUAUCAUUUUGGUAUUUUUUUUCUGGAGAAGGAAGAACAAACAAAUUAAAGAUCUGGGAAGCGAUCUAGUGCGCUAUGAUGGCAGAGUUCACACUCCUCAUCUGGACAGGCUGGUGAGCGCAAGGAGUGUAAGUCCAACAACGGAAAUGGUCUCAAGUGAAUCUGUAGAUUACAGAUCAACUUUUCUGGAAGAUCAGUUUCCAAGCAUGUCUCAGAAUGGAUCGUGCAGACCUGCCCAGUAUCCUCACUCUGACCUCUCCCCAAUUCUGUCCAGUGGGGAUUCAGAUUUAGCCAGUCCACUUCUUCAAACCAACGUCCACAUUGAUAUCAGUGCCUUAAAUCCUGACCUGGUCAAAGAAGUCCAGCAUGUGGUUAUUGGUGCUGACAGCCUGAUCGUGCAUUUCAGUGAAGUAAUAGGAAGAGGACAUUUUGGGUGUGUGUACCAUGGGACGUUGCUGGAUAACGAUGGCAGGAAAAUUCACUGUGCUGUGAAGUCACUGAAUAGGAUUACAGACCUGGAAGAAGUAGCUCAGUUUCUGAAAGAAGGAAUAAUCAUGAAAGAUUUCACUCAUCCCAAUGUUCUGUCGCUCCUGGGAAUCUGUUUGCCUAAUGAAGGAUCCCCCUUAGUCGUCCUUCCAUACAUGAAACACGGAGACCUUCGAAACUUCAUUAGGAACGAGACUCAUAACCCAACGGUAAAAGAUUUAAUUGGAUUUGGCCUUCAGGUUGCAAAAGGGAUGAAAUACCUUGCAAGCAAAAAGUUUGUGCACAGAGACUUGGCAGCAAGAAACUGUAUGUUGGAUGAAAAAUUCACUGUCAAGGUUGCUGAUUUUGGUCUUGCUAGAGAUGUCUAUGAUAAAGAAUACUACAGUGUGCACAAUAAAACAGGAGCUAAACUGCCAGUGAAAUGGAUGGCUUUAGAAAGUUUACAAACUCAGAAGUUCACAACAAAGUCAGAUGUGUGGUCCUUUGGGGUGUUGUUAUGGGAACUUAUGACAAGAGGGGCACCACCUUAUCCUGAUGUAAAUUCUUUCGAUAUAACUGUUUACUUAUUGCAAGGAAGAAGGCUGCUACAACCUGAAUACUGCCCUGAUCCACUGUAUGAAGUCAUGCUGAAGUGUUGGCAUCCAAAACCUGAGAUGCGUCCAGCAUUUUCUGAACUUGUUUCAAAAAUAUCAACAAUCUUCUCCACUUUUAUUGGGGAACACUACGUUCAUGUCAAUGCUACUUACGUCAACGUGAAGUGCAUUGCUCCCUAUCCUUCUCUUUUAUCAUCACAAGACAAUACAGACAUGGAUGUAGACACAUGACGGGUAUGUCUAAAAUAGAGGAAAAUCAAUUCAUAGUUGUAUGAACGAAAAAAUGAAACCUUUUGUCCACAAGUUUUUACUGCCCGGUCUUUGUGAGAACACUGUUGCACAUGUUUAUGUUGUUGCCCAAGUUGCACUAGUACAAGGACGUGAUAUCGUAUUGUUUAAGGCUAUGGGAUUCUGUAAACCAUCACAGUAAUUUCCAAGUAUUUGGACAACUGCAUCAAUUUACCAAAUGGAAACAUUGUUUGCUACCAUCCAGAGCUAGUUCUCACUAGUUCUCAUUAAUGUGUGCUCGGACCCAAGAACAAAGAUUCCUCAUUAAUGCCAUGAAGAAGAAUGUAGAAUACCAAUCAGUAAGGCUGGAAGGACUAUUACUGUUGCAUGUACUUUAGGAUAAUGAGCAGUGCAGAAAUGGUUUUCACACAAAAGGCUAAGACAAACAAUGAUACUUACAAGAGUUUUAAAAUAUAUUUUCCUCCCACACAGUCCAAACUUUGGAAUUUUGCACUAUAUUAACUAGGUUUCUUAGAAGAUAAACAGCCAAUAGAGCCAGCUUCAUGGUAAAUGUCUUCAACAGCAGAAAUUAAUAUCAAAGAAUUUGUGCACAGUAAAAUAAGCAUGUCAGCCUUGCCAGUCCUCUUAUGUAGUCAGACGGUACAUAAAAUGAGCAGAAAAGCAUCUAGCUUAAAGCAUUCCUAGUGUCAACUUUAUUCCAACGUUCAACCACUUGAGCAACAGCCUAUAUUGACGGAUCACUCACUGAAAAAAAAUGCAAAGCCUCCAACUCUUUCAGUAAAGUAACUAUUCUCAGAGACUAAAAACUUGAAGACAUCCAUAUUAAAUGCCAGGAUAAUCCCUGGGAUGUAGUAACAUGGGCUGCAUUAUUCUAGAGAGGUAGAGGAGACAGGCAGGCUGGCUACUAUACGGAGCUGCUGUCUGGUGAGUCACACAGCAAAGGAGCUGAAGGUGUGCCACCUACCCUUGGGUGGAGCUGCUGCCAAAGGUGAGUAAAGAGUGGAGGUGUUGCAGCCAGCCCUGACCUAAGAAGACUGUGCCAUAGCAGGCAUGUUGAAAAUUUUUUCAUGCCAGCCCUAAGAAGCUAGAAGACUGAUUAAAAGAAGAAAACAGCUUUAGGCCCCCUAACCUCUUCUUGGAUCACACAACUGAGUGAAUUAUGAUACCUACUUUUAUUUCUACAUUUUAACAAGAGAAAGAAAAUGAAGAGAGAGAGAGUAAAUGAAACUUUCAUUCAUUAGAGGGGAGUACUAUAGCUUUAGGGCAAGCAUCACAUGUCAUUUCUGUUCCUGUGGAAUUCUGUGCAUACUACUGUAUAGCUUGUUUAGUAUAGGAUAGAACUGGGUUUGUUGGUGUAAACACAUAAAGUAUUCUAUUUUUAUAUUAAAAAAAAAAAAAGUUUAUUUUUAAUGACAUUUACAAGGUUUGGUUAGGCCACAAAAUACUGCACUGUGAACAUUUCAGAAAACGUAUGUCAACGUACAUGAUUCAUAAAUUGUAGCAACCUUAAAAUACUGUGUAAAUAUUAAAAAGGAAGAUAACUGACUGCAAACACACUCCACCCUAAGUAUAAUAUCUCUGUUGCUUCAAGCCAACCAUUUUAAGAUCUUCAAAGAGAGGUAGUGUGGAUAAAGAACUGAUAUAAGGGAGAUAUGUUGUUCUUUGGAGACAGUGUUAUAACAGAAAGAUUUAUAAUGAGGCCAGAGUGUGUAGGCAAACUACGAGCAGAUAGUAUUGUACUGUGUUUCAUCACUACUUUCAUUUCAGAAACAAACUUUCAUGUCUGCUGAGAGCAAUACUAAUUGUAGAUUGCUCAAGGACAAAAGGCUUUGCUGCAGGCAAAAAAAUCAUCUCUAUGGUUGUUAAAACAGCUAAGGAAGUUUAUGACACAUAGAUUUGGAGAAGAUACUCCAGACUUGUACAUACAUGCUUGAGGAACGCUGCAAUGUGAAACAGAGGACAUUUUUACUAUUUAUGAACUUUUGCUUAAUAAAGUUAAUGUUGUGUCUGGGACACCUGUAAGAAUACGUGAUUCUGGUUAAGAUUUGAUGUUAGUAAGUUCAUGUAUCUGCAGAAGAGCUGAAUGGUACUUAUGUUCAUAGUUGUUGUUAUGACCUAAUAAACAAGUUAUUAAAAUGAAUUAUUGUAAUACUUUA
Molecule: messenger RNA, 6970 nt
Organism: Anas platyrhynchos (mallard)
Lineage: Eukaryota; Metazoa; Chordata; Aves; Anseriformes; Anatidae
Gene: MET
Product: MET proto-oncogene, receptor tyrosine kinase
Biological process (GO): protein phosphorylation; regulation of cell migration; semaphorin-plexin signaling pathway
Cellular component (GO): semaphorin receptor complex; plasma membrane
Molecular function (GO): protein binding; semaphorin receptor activity; transmembrane receptor protein tyrosine kinase activity
Source: RefSeq, a predicted model, not a curated record